Molecule: messenger RNA, 3340 nt
Organism: Closterium sp. NIES-65
Lineage: Eukaryota; Viridiplantae; Streptophyta; Zygnematophyceae; Desmidiales; Closteriaceae
Source: the annotation of a GenBank genome assembly
AUGGAAUCUGGGAGAAGGGGAUGGAAUCUGGGAGAAGGGGGUGGAAUCAGACCCCCUCAUUCUCCCUCCUUCCAUCACCCCGCCCCAUUCUCCCGCUUUCCAUCACCUCGCCCCAUUCUCCCGCUUUCCAUCACCCAGCCCCAUUCUCCCACGUUCCAUCACCCCGCCCCAUUUUCCCGCUUUCUAUCACCCUGCCCCAUUCUCACGCUUUCCAUCACCCUGCCCCAAUCUCCCGCUUUCCAUCACCCCGGCCCAUUCUCCCUCCUUCCAUCACCCCGCCCCAUUCUCCUGCUUUCCAUCACCCCGCCCCAUUCUCCCGCUUUCCAUAACCCCGCCCCAUUCUCCCUCCUUCCAUCACCCGCCCCGUUCUCCCUCCUUCCAUCACCCCGCCCCUUUCUCCCUCCUUCCAUCACCCCGCCCUAUUCUCCCGCUUUCCAUCAGCCCGCCCCAUUCUCCCGCUUUCCAUCACCCCGCCCCAUUCUCCCGCUUUCCAUCACCCCGCCCCAUUCUCCCGCUUUCCAUCACCCCGCCCCAUUCUCCCGCUUUCCAUCACCCCGCCCCAUUCUCCCGCUUUCCAUCUCCCCGCCCCAUUCUCCCGCUUUCCAUCACCCCGCCCCAUUCUCCCGCUUUCCAUCACCCCGCCCCAUUCUCCCUCUUUCCAUAACCCCGCCCCAUUCUCCCUCCUUCCAUCACCCGCCCCGUUCUCCCUCCUUCCAUCACCCCGCCCCUUUCUCCCUCCUUCCAUCACCCCGCCCUAUUCUCCCGCUUUCCAUCACCCGGCCCCAUUCUCCCACUUUCCAUCACCCCGCCUCAUUCUCCCGCUUUCCAUCACCCCGCCCCAUUCUCCCGCUUUCCAUCACCCCGCCCCAUUCUCCCGCUUUCCAUCACCACGCCCCAUUCUCCCUCCUUCCAUCACCCCGCCCCAUUCUCCCGCUUUCCAUCACCCCGCCCCAUGCUCCCGCUUUCCAUCACCCCGCCCCAUUCUCCCGCUUUUCAUCACCCCGCCCCAUUCUCCCACUUUCCAUCACCCCGCCCCAUUCUCCCGCUUUCCAUCACCCCGCCCCAUUCUCCCUCCUUCCAUCACCCCGCCCCAUUCUCCCGCUUUCCAUCUCCCCGCCCCAUUCUCCCGCUUUCCAUCACCCCGCCCCAUUCUCCCGCUUUCCAUCACCCCGCCCCAUUCUCCCGCUUUCCAUAACCCCGCCCCAUUCUCCCUCCUUCCAUCACCCGCCCCGUUCUCCCUCCUUCCAUCACCCCGCCCCUUUCUCCCUCCUUCCAUCACCCCGCCCUAUUCUCCUGCUUUCCAUCACCCCGCCCCAUUCUCUUGCUUUCCAUCACCCCGCCCCAUUCUCCCGCUUUCCAUCACCCCGCCCCAUUCUCCCGCUUUCCAUCACCCCGCCCCAUGCUCCCGCUUUCCAUCACCCCGCCCCAUUCUCCCGCUUUUCAUCACCCCGCCCCAUUCUCCCACUUUCCAUCACCCCGCCCCAUUCUCCCGCUUUCCAUCACCCUGCCCCAUUCUCCCUCCUUCCAUCACCCCGCCCCAUUCUCCCGCUUUCCAUCAGCCCACCCCAUUCACCCGCUUUCCAUCACACCGCCCCAUUCUCCCGCUUUCCAUCACCCCGCCCCAUUCUCCCGCUUUCCAUCACCCCGCCCCAUUCUCCCAUCACCCCGCCCCAUUCUCCCGCUUUCCAUCACCACGCCCCAUUCUCCCGCUUUCCAUCACCCCGCCCCAUUCUCCCGCUUUCCAUCACUCCGCCCCAUUCUCCCGCUUUCCAUCACCCCGCCCCAUUCUCCUGCUUUCCAUCAUCCCGCCCUAUUCUUCUCCUUCCAUCACCCCGCCUCAUUCUACCUCCUUCCAUCACCCCGCCCCAUUCUCCCGUUUUCCAUCACCCCGCCCCAUUCUCCCGCUUUCCAUCACCCCGCCCCAUUCUCCCGCUUUCAUCACCACGCCCCAUUCUCCCUCCUUCCAUCACCCCGCCCUAUUCUCCCGCUUUCCAUCACCCCGCCCCAUUCUCCCUCCUUCCAUCACCCCACCUCAUUCUACCUCCUUCCAUCACCCCGCCCCAUGCUCCCGCUUUCCAUCAUCCCGCCCCAUUCUCCCGCUUUUCAUCACCCCGCCCCAUUCUCCCACUUUCCAUCACCCCGCCCCAUUCUCCCGCUUUCCAUCACCCCGCCCCAUUCUCCCUCCUUCCAUCACCCCGCCCCAUUCUCCCGCUUUCCAUCAGCCCACCCCAUUCACCCGCUUUCCAUCACACCGCCCCAUUCUCCCGCUUUCCAUCACCCCGCCCCAUUCUCCCGCUUUCCAUCACCCCGCCCCAUUCUCCAUCACCCCGCCCCAUUCUCCCGCUUUCCAUCACCACGCCCCAUUCUCCCGCUUUCCAUCACCCCGCCCCAUUCUCCCGCUUUCCAUCACUCCGCCCCAUUCUCCCGCUUUCCAUCACCCCGCCCCAUUCUCCUGCUUUCCAUCACCCCGCCAUAUUCUUCUCCUUCCAUCACCCCGCCUCAUUCUACCUCCUUCCAUCACCCCGCCCCAUUCUCCCGUUUUCCAUCACCCCACCCCAUUCUCCCGCUUUCCAUCACCCCGCCCCAUUCUCCCGCUUUCCAUCACCACGCCCCAUUCUCCCGCUUUCCAUCACCCCGCCCCAUUCUCCCUCCUUCGAUCACUGUGCCCCAUUCUCCCGCUUUCCGUCACCCCGCCCCAUUCUCCCGCUUUCCAUAACCCCGCCCCAUUCUCCCGCUUUCCAUCACCCCGCCACAUUCUUCCACUUUCCAUCACCCGGCCCUAUUCUCCCUCCUUCCAUCACCCCGCCCCAUUCUCCCUCCUUCCAUCACCCCGCCCCAUUCUCCCUCCUUUCAUCACCCCGCCCUAUUCUCCCGCUUUCCAUCAGCCCUCCCCAUUCUCCCGCUUUCCAUCACCCCGCCCCAUUCUCUCGCUUUCCAUCACCCCGCCCCAUUAUCCCGCUUUCCAUCACCCUGCCCCAUUCUCCCGCUUUCCAUCACCACGCCCCAUUCUCCCUCCUUCCAUCACCCCGCCCCAUUCUCCCGCUUUCCAUCACCCCGCCCCAUUCUCCCUCCUUCCAUCACCCCACCUCCAUCUACCUCCUUCCUUCACCCCGCCCCAUGCUCCCGCUUUCCAUCACCCUGCCCCAUUCUCCCGCUUUUCACCACCCCGCCCCAUUCUCCCACUUUCCAUCACCCCGCCCCAUUCUCCCGCUUUCCAUCACCCCGCCCCAUUCUCCCUCCUUCCAUCACCCCGCCCCAUUCUCCCGCUUUCCAUCAGCCCACCCCAUUCACCCGCUUUCCAUCACACCGCCCCAUUCUCCCGCUUUCCAUCACCCUGUUG